Molecule: messenger RNA, 519 nt
Organism: Galeopterus variegatus (Sunda flying lemur)
Lineage: Eukaryota; Metazoa; Chordata; Mammalia; Dermoptera; Cynocephalidae
Product: annexin A8-like protein 1
Exons: 6
Biological process (GO): endosomal transport; negative regulation of serine-type endopeptidase activity; endosome organization
Cellular component (GO): cytoplasm
Molecular function (GO): calcium-dependent phospholipid binding; calcium ion binding
Source: RefSeq, a predicted model, not a curated record
UUACAGAGCUGCCUCCUCUGUUCCUAGGGCAGCAGGGACGAUGUGAGCAGCUUUGUGGACCCAGGGCUGGCACUCCAGGAUGCACAGGAUCUGUAUGCUGCGGGGGAGAAGAUUCGCGGGACUGACGAGAUGAAAUUCAUCACCAUCCUGUGCACGCGUAGUGCCACUCACCUGAUGAGAGUGUUUGAGGAAUAUGAGAAAAUCGCCAACAAGAGCAUCGAGGACAGCAUCAAGAGUGAGACCCACGGCUCACUGGAGGAGGCCAUGCUCACCGUGGUGAAAUGCACCCGGAACCUCCACAGCUACUUUGCAGAGAGACUCUACUACGCUAUGAAGGGAGCAGGGACGCGUGACGGGACCCUGAUAAGGAACAUCGUUUCAAGGAGCGAGAUUGACCUAAAUCUUAUCAAGUAUCAGUUCAAGAAGAUGUACGGCAAGACGCUCAGCAGCAUGAUCAUGGAAGACACCAGUGGUGACUACAAGAAUGCCCUGCUGAGCCUGGUGGGCAGCGACCCCUGA